Molecule: messenger RNA, 5142 nt
Organism: Amphiprion ocellaris (clown anemonefish)
Lineage: Eukaryota; Metazoa; Chordata; Actinopteri; Pomacentridae
Product: sphingosine 1-phosphate receptor 3
Exons: 2
Coding region: 225-1373 (382 amino acids)
Biological process (GO): G protein-coupled receptor signaling pathway
Cellular component (GO): membrane
Molecular function (GO): sphingosine-1-phosphate receptor activity
Source: RefSeq, a predicted model, not a curated record
GAGCUGCUCUCUCCCACCGAGCGCUGAAGGACCUCUAAUUCAUCGCCCAAUCUAGGGAAUAACGGAGAAUGGACUACUCAGCAAUGAAAUGUAUGUCUCCCGGUGUUGGUUUAACUUUGAUGUGAACUGCGAGCGUCCAGCGCUCCCAUCUGGUGCUGCAGUUGAACACCACUGGACUCCCUGCUCAAGUCUGACCUCCGGUGUCAGCAGCCGGCGUUUCCAAGAUGAUCAGCCCUCAGAUAUACCUCCACUACAACUACACGGGAAAGCUGGACCACCGGCCCAGCGUUGGCACAAGCUCCGGCACCGUGGACGCUAAAACCAUCGUGUUCCUCGUCGUGUGCGGCUUCAUCGUCCUGGAGAACCUCACUGUGCUGCUGGCCAUAUGGAGGAACCACCGAUUCCACAACCGGAUGUACUUCUUCAUCGCCAACCUGGCGCUGUGCGACAUGCUGGCCGGGGUCGCCUACCUGGUCAACCUGCUCCUGUCGGGGGAGAAGACCCUGCAGCUGUCCCCGGCCCUCUGGUUCGUCAGGGAGGGCAGCAUGUUCGUGGCACUCGGCGCCUCCAUUUUCAGCCUCCUGGCGAUUGCAAUAGAGAGACACCUGACCAUGAUCAAAAUGAGGCCUUAUGAUGCCAACAAGAACUACAGAGUGUUCCUGCUCAUAGGGGCCUGCUGGCUCAUUGCGAUAUCUCUUGGAGCGUUGCCUAUCCUGGGCUGGAACUGCCUGGAAAACCUCCCCGAUUGCUCCACAGUCCUCCCUCUCUAUUCCAAGAAAUAUGUAGCUUUCUGCAUCACCGUGUUCAUGGUUUUGCUCUUAGCCAUGUCAGUGCUUUACGCCCGCAUCUACAUACUGGUUAAGUCGAGCAGCAGGAAGGUGAGCAAGCACAGCAACUCCGAGCACGCCAUGUCCCUCCUGCGCACCGUCAUCAUCGUGGUCGGGGUCUUCAUCGCUUGCUGGACGCCCAUCUUCGUCCUGCUCCUGGUGGACGUGGCGUGCGAGGAGCGCUGCGACAUCCUCUACAAGGCCGACUGGUUCAUCGCCGUGGCCGUGCUCAACUCCGCCAUGAACCCGGUCAUCUACACCCUGGCCAGCCGCGAGAUGAGACGGGCCUUCCUGGGUCUGGUUUGCGGCGUUUGCUACAGGGGGAAGGUUUCCGUGAACGGCAGCGGGAACAAGCAGUCUCUGGAGCCCAGCCGCAGCCGGAGCAAGUCGUGGAACAGCCAGAACAAUCCCAACCAGAACCAGCAGAGCUCCAGGCAGGCGGAGAAGGGGCCGGAGAUGGACGGCGGCCGUGGAGAGGUGGCGGUGGUGGCAGGAGCAAGCAGAGGUGUUGCCGAGGCCAUCCUGGAGGGUGACAGGAAAGACUGAAAGAAAGGAAGCAAGGAAGCGUCAUAUGGUGUGUUUACUGGCAUUGGUGGAGAACAUUGGUGACAAAAAGAACUUUGCUCCAAUUCGAAUGAAGGAUUUAUGUUUAACCCUCCUGUUGUCAUCAUUUACGGGCACCAAAAAAUACUGUUCCUUUCUCUGAAAAAAAAUUCAAAAAUUCAGCCAAAAAAUUCCCCAAAUUUAUGAAAAAUUAUCAAAAGCUUCAGGAAGAAAAUUCCAAAAAAAUCAUUAAAAGUUUCCCAUAAAAGUUUUAUUUAAAAAAAAAUAAAACUCCCCAAAUUGGCCAUGAAGUAAAAAUUUAAAAAAUAAAAAAAUAAAAAUUGUAAAUAUUUUCAAAAAAUGAAUAAAAAUCUUCUAAAUUUAUAAAAAAUUAGCAAAAUCUUCAGGAAGAAAAUUGCAAAAAUUCCUUAAAAGUUUCCCAUAAAAGUUUUAUUUUUGAAAAAUCCCCAAAUUUGGCAAGAAAUAAUAAUGUAAAAAAAUGUUAAAAAAUUGUAAAUAUUUUCAAAAAAUGAAUAAAAAUCUUCCAAAUUGAUAAAAAUUAUCAAAACUUCAGGAAGAAAAUUCCAAAAAUUCCUUAAAAGUUUCCCAUAAACGUUUUAUUUAAAAAAAAUCCCCAAAUUUGGCAAGAAAUAAAAAUUUGAAAAUAAAAAAAAUUAACAUUGUAAAUAUUUUCAAAAAAUGAAUAAAAAUCUUCCAAAAAUAUCCUAAAAUUAUCAAAAAUGAUUCCAUAUAUAUCAGUACAACUUCUAAUAUUUUACUUAAGAACAUCGGAACAACUGUAUUUUGGUAGAUUUUUUUUUCUGAAUGUUCUUAAGAAACAUUUUUAACAUUUCUUUUUUUCCACCAAAACAUGUUCAAGGAUUUCCCAAAAAUGUUGAAAAUGUGGACAUCAGAAGUUUCACUGUGAAAAUAUAUUUGUUUUCCACUUUUUCAAACUUUAAAACGGGUCAAUUUUGACCCGCAGGACAACAUGAGGGUUAAAUGAAGGACAGAUUUCAGACAUUUGCUGCAGGGCAGUAGUUUUCCUUUGUGCUUGAUAUUGACAUAUAUGCAUCUUCUACAAAUGAGAAGUUAAUUUAUAUGCUCACACUUCAAACUGAUUAAUAUAUGAGGCCAACAAGUAAGUUCUUCCUCUUUGUCAAAUCAGCUGUCUAGCGAGAGCCAACUAUCUCCAAUUUGCUCAUUUUACAGUUAACUCGACAACCUUUUAUCUGAAAAAUGCACUCUCACAAAUCUAAAACAGGGUUUCUGCAGAAAUCAGCAAGUCAAAUUUAAUGCUUUUUAAUGCCAUUUUAAUACUAUAAAGUAAAAUUUUUAGUGCCACGACCACAAACUCAAUAGAUUACACGGGUUUGGGGGUUUUUUUGUAAAAGAUGAUUUUUAAAUGAAAACUGUCCCUACAUUUCACGAUUUCUGAAUCUGGAAACCACCCCUGACCACACACGGGCCGUAGUCAUUCUCUGAAAUCUACCUUUUUGAGCCGUUUUUGCUGGAAUUAGGUAAACGAGAUGCAAAAUGACAAAAACGAGAUGCAAAAUGACAAAAACGAGAGCAAAAUGACAAAAACAAGACACAAAAUGACAAAAACGAGACACAAAAUGACAAAAACAAGACAUAAAAUGACUAAAACUAGACGCAAAAUGACAAAAACAGGACACAAAAUGACAAAAAUGAGAUGCCAAGUGACAAAAACGAGACAGGAAAUGACAAAAACUAGACACAAAAUGACAAAAACAAGACACAAAAUGACAAAAACAAGACACAAAAUGACAAAAACAAGACACAAAACGACAAAAACGAGACACAAAAAGACAAAAAAAACACCACCCCUGACCAUGAACGGGCUGUAGUCAUUCUCUGAAAUUCACCUUUUUGAGCCAUUUUUGCUGGAAUUUGCGUUUUCCCAUUUCCCAGCUCUCCUCCACCUGGUCCAGCCUGCUGGCCACUUUAAAAACCUGCAGUUUUUGGCAAUUGUACCCAACCGGCCGGAACAAUUACCACAAUGCUUUGGCAUGUUUACGCAGAUGCACAUAUCUGACGAAUCGCAGUCUAUAAUUACAUAUAUUAUUAUUGUCAAAUAUUUUUCUUGAAAACUGCAGAAAGAAUUUUUAAUGCCACUGAGAAUCAAAUUUAAUGAUUUUUAAUGCCAUUUAAGGCCUUAAUUUUUGCGAUAUCAACUUGAUGACUAUUAAUUCUUUUUAAUGCCCUGCAGAAACCCUGUAAAACAGGGCAGCUCACAUUUGGAAAACUCACAUUUUUGGAGAGUCAUGGUUUUCACAGAACAAUGAUUUCAGUAAAUGAAUGGUGCUCUUACCCCUGACAGAAAAGACAUGUGCCUCCAUGGUUACAGUUGUGACCAUCCAAGACAAAUAGAAACUGAAAAUUCACCUGUAAUCAGUUAAAAGUGCAAUUAUAUGUAACUGCAAAAACAAUGUAACGAAGAAUGAUUGUAGACAAAACAUUAUUGUAAUGAGAUACAGCUGGAGGUAUUUAUUAUUCUAUGUAUUCUGUCAUUUUGUAUUUACCCAAUAAUGCUACAGUAUGCUGUGCAGUUACUGUAGUCUGUGUUGUACAUUGUAUACUUGAGGUUUGAGACACAAACACAAGCUCAAACUGCUACACUUUUGUUAUAUUGGUAGCAUCUUCUUCAACAUGAAAGAACUGCAUUAGUUACACAGUAAAAGCAAAUGUAACUGAUGCGUAUAAUUCAGCAGCAGUAGUUGUAGUGAUACCAGGUCUCCAUCUGCUGGUUUGUGUUCAGUACUGCUGCAUGUUCAGUGCACAGCGGUUUCACCCGUCCUGUGUGCAAAGUUCCUAUCAACCGUGAAAGCAUGAAGUUGGUAACCUGAGUUAUGAAACAAGUCUUGAGAGGCAUGUGUAUGCAGCAUGUGAAACAUAAGCUAAAUACAGAUGCAAAAUAUCAGCUUUGGCACAAUAAAGUAAAAACAGAGUAAACACACUGAGUAAGGAUGUUUCAUACGUGGUCAGCAGAGUGUAGUUCUAUUAUAUAGUUAUAUUCCCUUAUUUACUGGGAUAUCUGGUCAUGCUGACAGUUUAGAUUUUGCAGGUCAAGAAUUAGAGAUAUUAGUUUCUGAGAUAUUUGCAGUCUGUAUGUAAUUUGAAUCAUGUUUGUGUGUUGUGGGAACUCAUUUAGUAUCGUAUUUUAAAACCAAUGCCAUGGUAGGUUUAACAGCUCUGGAUUAUCCAGCGCAACAAGGACACUGUUUGUGGAGGCUUUAAUGCUGUGAGCAUCCUAAACAAUUCAGUUCACCAACAUUGUGAUGAUUUGGAAGAAAAAAAAAGUCAAAAAUUGGUGUCAGAAUUAGAAACUGUAAAUCAGUGUGUCUGUAUGCCUGGAUACAAUGGUAGUAAAGGAGGAGCAUGUUUUUCAAAGGCGCCCUCUGGUGAAAAUCAAGGUUUUUACGUUGAAAACAUGCCCAAAUGGUGGUUUCUUUAUGGUGGAAGACAUAGAAAGAGUGAAGCAAGAAGCCAACGCCAUGCCUGUCUUCUUGGAGGAUGGAGCUUUUCCUUCUCAUAGCUCUUUUUCAGAAUUGGGGUGCAUUCCAAUAUCCAUAGUACCAUACUAUAAAGUGUGCCAGAAGAAGAUUUAGUAUAUGUAUAUCAAAUGUAGUAUGGCAAAAAUAUUCAGAUGUCCUACUCACUGUUCCCUCUAAGCUGCGCGCGUGUGCAAUUGCGCACUGCUGUCACGGUCUCCGCGAAAUUGUAAAUAAAAUAAACACGUCACAAUUCA